Rubroshorea leprosula is the source of this 1116-nucleotide messenger RNA. Lineage: Eukaryota; Viridiplantae; Streptophyta; Magnoliopsida; Malvales; Dipterocarpaceae. The record is from the annotation of a GenBank genome assembly.
GGCACAUAAGCAAGCAGUGCCUCCAAUAUGGAAGAAGAAGCCAUCUCACCAGCAACCGUGGAAAGAAUUCAAAAGACGAUCUCAAGCCUCCCUACGGACAAUGGCUGGAAACAUCCACUUCCUUUCUACUUCUACCAAGGCUUUUGGUCCUCCCAAUUGUACUUAGAAGGUAUCAUUCUGGCACAAGAACUCUUCCAGGCUGAACCAAGUGAUAUCUUCAUUUGCAGCCCUCCUAAGAGUGGCACCACUUGGAUUAAGGCUCUAACCUUCGCCAUUGUGACUCGAACUCGUUUUGAAAAUUCCACAAAUCCUUUGCUUUCCAAGACUCCCCAUGAUAUUCUCCCUUUCUAUGAGAGAAUUUUUUCCAAGCGCUGGCCACAGAUACUCAGCCAGGGAUACCCCUCAUUGCUACCCACACUCCUUACUCAUGCUUGCCAAAAUCUACUUGUGGAACAUGAACCUUUAUCCCUUGACGAGGCAUUCGAGAUAUUUUGCGAAGGGAAGUCGCCAUUUGGACCAUAUUGGAACCAUGUUUUAGGAUAUUGGAAGGCAAGUUUGGAACGACCAAAGAAGGUAUUGUUCCUCAAAUAUGAAGAUAUGAUGAAAGAUAGUGCCCUUGAUGUGAAAAAGAUGGCAGAGUUUGUCGGAUAUCCUUUUUCUCUUGAGGAGGAAGAAGAAGGGAUGGUGGAGAAAAUAGUAGAGAUGUGUAGUUUCGAGUUUCUAAGCAAUUUGGAAGUGAACAAAAAAGGAACGGUGGAGAGCUUAUUAAAGAGACAAAACAAUUUCUUCUUUCGGAAAGGCACGGUUGGGGAUUGGAAGAAUUAUCUUACACUUGAGAUGGCAGAUCGUCUCAACAAGAUAAUGGAGCAAAAAUUAAGUGGCUCUGGCUUGACCUUGAACGCCUCCUGAUCUUCAUGCUUGCAUGGAUCAUAAAGACUUAAUUACCUUUUGCUUCCUGUACUGAUUAGCAAACUAGCGUUUGUAAUCAAGUUAAUAAGCAGCAAACGUUUUAGUAUUUGUGAAUUUGGUCUUGGAAUUGUAAGUUUUGGUAACUGGAAUUCUGAUUUUGAACAUUGUAUCCUAAAACCAAGCAAUUAAUAAAAUUGAAUGCGUAUU